This is a messenger RNA of Anolis carolinensis (green anole), 4944 nucleotides long. RefSeq names its product pyruvate dehydrogenase kinase 1 (gene pdk1). Gene Ontology annotation, molecular function: pyruvate dehydrogenase (acetyl-transferring) kinase activity. Lineage: Eukaryota; Metazoa; Chordata; Lepidosauria; Squamata; Anolidae. The transcript has 11 exons. Gene Ontology annotation, biological process: regulation of glucose metabolic process; protein phosphorylation. Gene Ontology annotation, cellular component: mitochondrion. The coding region runs from base 200 to 1441 and encodes 413 amino acids. The record is from RefSeq and is a predicted model, not a curated record.
GCUCUCUGUCUGAGGGGGCGGAGGGAAGGGCCGGCUCCUCCCGAGACCCGGCCCCUCGUCCUUCGGAGCCUGAGAGAGAGACAGAGAAAUGGCGGCUGGGACGAGCUGAGGGAAAAGGAGACGGGCAAAAACAGCACCCAGAGGCACCAGGCCUGCGCGCUUCUGAGGCCUCCUCCUGCCUUUUCCUUCAGGGCCGGCCAUGAGACUCCUGAGGGCGCUGCUGCGGAGCGUCUCUCCAGCCACCAUCCCUCAGCAGGUGGACUUCUACUGCCGCUUCUCCCCGUCGCCGCUUUCCAUGAAGCAGUUCCUCGAUUUCGGAUCUGAUAAUGCUUGUGAGAAGACUUCUUUUAUGUUUCUGCGACAAGAGUUGCCUGUAAGAUUGGCAAACAUUAUGAAAGAAAUAAGUUUGCUUCCAGAUAACCUUCUGAAAACACCUUCAGUUCAACUUGUUCAAAGUUGGUAUGUUCAAAGUCUUCAGGAAAUUCUUGAUUUUAAAGACAAAAGUGCUGAAGAUUCAGAAGCUGUUUCUUGUUUUACAGAUACUGUGAUAACAAUACGGAACCGUCACAAUGAUGUUAUUCCUACUAUGGCUCAGGGUGUGAUAGAAUAUAAGGACCACUAUGGUGUCGAUCCAGUGACCAGUCAGAAUGUACAGUAUUUUUUGGACCGUUUCUUUAUGAGCCGCAUUUCAAUCAGAAUGCUUCUUAAUCAGCACACUUUGUUGUUUGGGGGGAAAAUAAAAGAUAACCCAGCCCAUCCAAAACACAUUGGAAGCAUUGAUCCAAAGUGCAGUGUUGUUGAAGUUAUACAAGAUGGCUAUGAAAAUGCCAAGACACUCUGUGAUUUGUAUUAUAUGAGCUGUCCAGAACUUGUGCUUGAAGAACAAAAUGGUAAGCAUGUCAAGUCACCAGGGCAGCCCAUGCAGGUGGUGUAUGUACCAUCACAUCUCUACUACAUGGUAUUUGAACUUUUCAAGAAUGCAAUGAGGGCGACUAUGGAACAUCAUGCCGAUCGUGGUAUUUACCCUCCAAUCCAUGUGCAUGUCACAUUAGGCAAUGAGGAUUUGACUGUGAAGAUAUGUGAUCGUGGUGGUGGUGUUCCUUUAAGAAAAAUUGAUCGCCUGUUUAACUACAUGUAUUCAACUGCUCCACGCCCUCGUGUUGAGACAUCACGGGCAACACCUUUGGCUGGAUUUGGCUAUGGGUUACCUAUAUCACGUUUGUAUGCCCAGUACUUCCAAGGAGAUCUGAAGCUCUAUUCUCUAGAGGGUUAUGGCACUGAUGCUGUUAUCUUCAUAAAGGCUUUAUCAACAGAAUCUGUUGAAAGACUACCUGUCUAUAACAAAUCAGCCUGGAGACAUUACACAGCAAAUCAUGAAGCCGAUGACUGGUGCAUCCCCAGCAGUGAACCAAAAGACAUGACUACAUUCCGCAGCGUAUAGCAGGAUAGGGUGGAUGUGCCAACCUGAAGACGAACUUUAGUACAGCAGUUCAUGCGGUACUGUGUGAAUAGGGCUUAAUCCAUUACAUCAGUAAUAUUUAGUUUUUGGGAAGCAGUGAUUUCCACACAAUAGGAGUUAGAAAACUAUAUUUUUGUUUUAGAAAAUAGUGCAGGUUUCAUUUUGAAAUUGAAUAUUCUACAUGUAUUCCAACCCUUCUAAAUUGCUUCAGUAGAUGAAUCUGGCGCUCACCAUCUAGAUUAGAUACAAAAAGACCAGUGAUAAGUUUUUCAAAUAUUAUACUAUUUAACUACCAAAAAUUCUAAUGAAACGUUAAUGAGUAUUUUGUAAACCACCUCUGAAAUUUAAUUGCACUAGCACAGCACUUUCUUCUGAAAAACUCAAAAAGUGCUUUACAAUGAGAGAUUUUAAUAAUUGCCAUCCAUUUUGUCAUUAGGUAUUUCUUGGAAUCAGUUUCUUCUUUUUAGUAUUAGCCAACAACUUCGUUUGGCUUUAAAAUCUGUAUACGUUCCAGCUAAAAUUAGGAGUGUUCAGUCUCAUUAAUUUUAAUUGGAAGGUUAAAUAUGGCCAGAUCCCUGUUGGGCAGUCAUGAAUGUGCAGAUCUACAUACUCUUGAUUGUUUCAUAUUCAUGAUUCCUCCAUAGUCCCUAGGGACCUUGAAAAUCCCCAGGAACAGUUCAGCAGCCAUUGCAAUCAAUGGGAGUCUGUUUCCUUGAUUGAUUGGGAAGCAGCUGGUUGUAUUUAUUGUCUGUUAUAUCAGAUAUUGCUCAUGAGAAGGGGGUGACAAUGUCAUCAGCUGCUUCUCAAGUGAUAAGAGGAACAGAUCCCCAUUGAUUGUAGUGAUUGCCGCCUGAUUUAGGGAGAGCGAUCAGGAUGAGAAUCACUAUAGCACCAUAACUACAUAUUUUAAACUCCUAUAGGAUUUCAACCUAUAGAUUUAAAUUUCUAUCACUAAAAUCCACAUUAAUGGUAUUUUAUGUAGAGCCACAAAUUAUAGACAUUUUCAUCUGGAAUUCCAGAAUUGAAAAACAGGACCCAAUCCAGCCAAAAUUAUGAGUUGUGAACUUUAGCUUGAUCAGGUCCUGUUUUCCACCUCAAGAAUUCCAGAUGAAAAUGUCUAUAAUUUGUGGCUUUACAUAAAAUAUCAUGAAAUACCUAUUUUUUUAUAGUAUUUGCUUCUGUAGAGCUUGCCCAGUUGAAACUUUCCCUUCAGCAGCUAUGAAUAUGCAGAAACACUUAUAACCACUGAUGAUCGCACCUUGAACGGUGAAAUCAUCAUGUAAAUUUAGUGGUAUUUCUACCUAACUGGUUAUAAAUUACAACUUUUCUCUAUCUGUUAUAGAGGUUUUUAAAGUACUUCUGUUUUUACUGAGCUUGCUACCACUUUCAGAAAACUCAGGAAUACACUGAUUAAAACCUUGCCAAUCUCUAAAUUGAAUGACACUAAAACUUGCACUAAUUUUUGCAAAAUACAACACGUUUUAAGUUGUUAAGACAGUUUGGUCACUAUGGACAACAUGCUUUGAUAUCUGCUUGAAAUAGGUUAGUUUCUUUGUAUGUACAUUUACACUGUUUCUCUUAAAAUACUGGUUACAGCUUAUUUUUCCUUUAAAAUUGGAUGCUAUUUCAUCUCUAAAUUAUUUUAAGAAAUCAUCUUGCUUUAGCUUAUUGCUUUCAUACUUACUAAACACUUUGCUUAUGCGCUCCCAGUCUCCUUCCAGGUAAGCUAAAGUACUAAUAUUAAAUCAGCUCCUUUCCAUUGAGUUCAGUAGAAUUCUGAUAUUUGGCAGUUUAUUAUUAUUGUCAUAGUGACAGAGCACAAUCCUCUGUGUCUAAUCAGAAGUGGGGCUUCCAGGCGGGUAAGGGAUUUUAGGCUACAUAUGGCAGUCCUAAAGUGUGUUCCAAGACAAUACCACACAUGGAAUGCAGUGAGGCUUAUGCAUGUGCACAAGGUUGUAAUCUGUCAAGUGAAUCUAAUUACAGAACUGCAAAAAUGGAAAUUAAGCAUAAAACAUAACAAUUGUAAUUGCUGACAAGACAGUCAGUGCAAGGGGUAUAUAAAAUUUACAAGCCCAGCUACAAAUCUGUAAAGCUAAUUAUGUUGUGGCAUGUUGCUGUACAGUGAUUAUAUUCAUAAUCGCUCUCAGCUUGACACAUAUAAAAUCUCAGGUCCUGCAAAUCUUUCUCAGGUACAGUACUUCUGUCCAGCAAUGUGAUAAUCAAGAUGGAGAAGAACCCUACGACUCUUCCUCUUCUUUUCUCCCAGGCCCUCUUGCUGCUCACAAAUGACGUUUAACUAGCUUUAAUUCAUCUCCACAAUUGAAGUGAUUGACUUUAUCACUGAUUGCUGGCAUGUCCUUAAAGAAAUAAAGAAUGUAAUUUUACCUAGUUUGCACUAACGGAGUAGCUACACUGAAUCAGUAGGAACUUGGAAGGCAACGUUUCCGAGAUUGAUGGGUCUACUUCAGUAGGCCACAAAGGUAUAUUCAGAGUAGUGUCUUAGGCCAUGUUCUUGAAAACAUUUUAUUUAUGUGAAACAACCCAUUGGAGAGAGACAGUAGUGCCAAAUGACGUGUUUAGGUCUGUGAAAAUGGACAGGGGAGACAGAACUGCAGAACAGUUUCUUAUGCUUUGGGAUCCAUUACAUUGUUUGAGAUCCACCUACAUAAAUAAAAAGGAGAAUGGGUUUAGUAAUAGAGGUUGGAAACCUCUUGCUGCACAGCAUUGAUGUUUGCAUUGUUUCCUCAUGUAGCAGUGGUAAGGGAAGGCCUGCUUAAAGCUCCCUGUUUCUCCAACUCAUUGCUUCCUUCACCAUUACUGUACUUGCAUUCUUUUUCCUUCUGCCACUACUUUAUACACUGCUGUAAUUGUGGUGUUGUGCAUUGACAAAAUUCUGCCUCAAAUAUGUUUUGCAGAAUGAGUUUCCCUUUAUUCCAAGAUCAAUUUUUUGAUAUGCUCAAUAAUUUAAUCAUUUUGAGAUGAAGUGAAGGAGAUGGAUUUGCCAUCCAGAAUGAAAAGUACAGUUUCAGCAUUUAUAAUUAAGUUUCUAACCCUCCUCUAUUGAAUGCAGUGUUAUCUUAAGUUUGAAAAUAAUAUGGACAGUCUCAAAAUGAACCCUGCAACAUUUGCAUUGAUAUUUAGAUAUACAUUGUUCUAGCUAGAUCAAGAUAUCAACAAUAAUUACUGGAAAUUAUACUGUAAGUCAUAGAUUUAAUAAUUCCGGGCAUUUAUUUGCUGUUAUUUUGAAGUUUGAUCCAAAUAAUACAGUAUUUCAGAAAAUAUAACUCAUAAUGCACCUUUAUAUGUAUUCACUUGCUGCUAGUACUAAGACUAAAUUUCAAAAUUUGCUUAUGGCUGGAAGAGUACAACGGAAACUUAAAGCAGACGUUUUGUAAAUUUUAAUCUUCUGUGAAAAUAAUUUUGGUUUGCAAUAUGGAUUAUAGUGAUUUUUGUAAAAAUAAAGUAAGCAUUUUUAAAAAGCAAAA